AUGGAGCUCAGCGGCACACACUGUGCCGUCGCACUAGUGACGAACACUGGAGACGAAGGAGGCAGAGCUGUCAGCAAGAGACAACUGAAGAAGAUGCGUCGUGCGCAGAGGGAUCCAGCAGAGCGUCAAGCGAAGAAGCACAAGUCCAAGCGAGAAGCCAAGAGCGCUAACCGCUUCCAGUGUGCGACGCCCAAGUACUCAUUUGCCGAUGGGUAUCGAAUGGUCGAUCCAUACGUGUACGAGUUCCGCACAUUUGCCAAAGAGCGGUGGUACGGCCGCGAGCUGUUGGAGGUUUUUACCAAGGAAUUCGGUGCCAAUGCGCCAGAGUAUUACAGAUUUGCCAUUGCGUCGGGACGCAUCUCGGUGAAUCGCAAGAUCGUGCCGGCCGAUACUAUCCUCAAGAACGGAGAUUUGAUCAUUCAUACGGCGCAUCGACACGAGCCUCCAGUAUCCGAAGAUGAGGUGGCAGUAGUGCACGAGGACGACGAGCUGAUUGUCGUGUCGAAGCCACCUUCCAUGCCAACUCACCCGUGUGGUGCGUACCGCCACAACUCGCUGCAUUCGAUCCUGCAAGCCACCCGGUCAGACCUUCCGCAGCUUCACGUCGUUCAUCGGCUUGAUCGACUCACAUCUGGUGUUGUGCUUCUAGCAAAGAAUGCGGCCACGGCGAAGUCUCUGUCGUUGACCAUUGCUAACCGUCAGGCGACCAAGACGUAUCUUGCGCGUGUGCGCGGUCUGUUUCCGGGUAUGCUCGACCAGGCGGCCCAAGAGAUGCUAGUGAGCAAAGCCAGAGCCACUUGUCCUGCUAGUGUGCUUACCUUCCCAGAGGAGGACGCUAUCGUUAUUAGCUGCCCACUUCGCUGUCUUUCAGCUCGUGAUGGUGUGUGGGAGUGCCAUGCGAAUGGCAAAGCGUCGGAGACCAUAGUGCGUCUCGUCCGCGCAGAUAAGUCCACGAGCCUUGUAAAGUGCAAGCCGGUCACAGGAAGAACGCACCAGAUCCGUCUGCACUUACAACUCAUUGGAUUCCCCAUUGCCAACGACCCUUGCUAUGGCGGAGAGCUGCAUUUUGGUGAAAGUGCAGAGCGCGUCGACGAGAUUGCAGCUGCCAAGCGCAGCAAAGCUGAUCUUCCACCGAAAGACUCUGUGGACUACUCGACGCCGCGGAAGGAGAACGAGAGCGAAGAGGAGUUUAUGAGACGGACAUGUCCUUGCUGCUACGUUGGCGAAGCCGAAGCUUUCAAUGAGACACAGCUGCAUUGCUCAAAGAUUUGGCUACACGCUCUGCAGUAUCAGCUCGAUGGUCGCGUGUUUACCGCACCUGAACCCAGCUGGGCUGCUCAUCUGAGUACGGUCUAG
This is a messenger RNA of Hyaloperonospora brassicae, 1356 nucleotides long. The record is from the annotation of a GenBank genome assembly. NCBI's taxonomy places the organism in Eukaryota, Oomycota, Peronosporomycetes, Peronosporales, Peronosporaceae.